AUGUGGCCUGCGAUUAUCUGUGGUUUGAUCAUUUACAAAUUAUUCAAAUGCUUCUUUUACGACGACGACGUUUCCGAUAUUGAAGCUUCCGAUUCCACCGUUCUCUUCACCGUCGCUGAUAGGCUUCAAAAGCUUUUUGGAGGUAAGGUUUUUGUUGGACUCAGAAUUCCCGAUUCCGAUUCUGCUUCACCACAAUCCAUUGAUCUCGUUCUUGUUACUAAACGAGAGCUACUAGUGAUAGCGGUGAAGAAUUUCUCAGGAAUUUUGACAGUUCAUGGGGAUGGUACUUGGCAAUCUGAAAAGCCAGGCAAACAUAAUAAAGUUGAGCGUCACCCUGAUCCGGUGGAAGAAGUAAGAAAGCAAGCUUCUAUUCUUGAAUCCUAUCUUGAACAAAGAGGGGUUGUUCUACCUAAAGGGUUUCUAACUUGUAAAGUUAUACUUCCAAAUCCUAAAUUAUGUACCAUUCCUACAAGUGAUUUUCCUCCUGAAGUUAUUACCCAUGAACAAUGGAAGCUACAGAAGCCAGGGACAAAGAGUGUGAUCACUAGUUGGGUGAAGAGUGCAUUUCUUAGCGGGAAGAACAAUAUGCAAGAAUCUGGUAAUAAGAAUCUUGAAUUUGUUCUCAGCACAGCUCCAAUAUGGGAUAGGUUGGAACUGAAAGGCAACAAGUAUGCAUUGGGAGAGUUCCUUGAGUUUAAGGGCAAAUCAGAAGAUGUCGAGGCAUUAAGACAUAUCAGAAGAUCAAAAGUUGGUAGCAUGAUAAUCCAAAAGACAAGUAUGUUUGGACUAGCUCCUUCUACGCUUCAAGUUUUAUACACUUUGCGCGACUAUAGAACUGAGGGAGCAUUAGCACCAGAGUUGAAUGAAGUGACUGUAAGAUCAAAUACUGAGAUCAUCUUUCAGGCCGAAAAUGGUACCAAGAUCAGAAAGUUUAAGCUCUCUUCAGUCUGCUCUAUGCAUCUUAGCGCAUAA
Molecule: messenger RNA, 972 nt
Organism: Vicia faba (fava bean)
Lineage: Eukaryota; Viridiplantae; Streptophyta; Magnoliopsida; Fabales; Fabaceae
Source: the annotation of a GenBank genome assembly